AUGUCAAAGUUCUUUGCUGGUGGAUUGUCCGACAGCGACCUGUCCUCGUCCGAUGAGGAGGAUUUGUACGCCUCUAGUCAGUCCGAGAGCGACAACACGACGUCAGAUGAGUCGUCCGACGAGUCGUCAGAUGCUGAGGGAGACGUUGGUGGAGUCGACGACGAAUCGGAUUCUGAGUCUGACAAGCCUCGUGGCCAGUACAUGCGUAACCAGUUCUUGAAGGGGCAGGGUUCCUCUGAUUCCGAUUCUGAUAGCGACGACAGCGACGAUGAUCGCAAGGUUGUCAAGUCGGCUAAAACCAAGUUGUUUGAUGAGAUUGAUGGCGCCGCCAAAGCCGUGGAUAGCGCCGUCAAACAGGGCGACUGGAUUUCUGCUGUGGCUUCGUUCGACAAAAUGGUCAAGUCUGGUGAGCGCGCGAGCCGCCAGUACGAGGCUGUACCUACUAGUCUUGUGCGCACUCUUGUGGAGCUGGAGUCCGCCGUCGCCGCCCGCGGUGGUAAAAAGCUCAGCCCCAGUCAAUCCAAGGCUCAGAAUACCAUUCGCCAGCGACUCAAGCGUGCCCAGCGUGACUUUGAGUCUCGCGUUGAGCUGUACAGACAGGACCCGGAUAACUACAAGCCCUCUCUCACUUCUGCUAGAGACACUCCUCAGGGCACCCGUGAAGGAACUCCGGCCACCGCUACUGCCACUGAAGAGUCCGCAGAAGGUUCUGUAUUCAAGACCUUGAUGAGCAUUGUUGAGAUGCGCGGUAAGAAGAAUACCGACCGUUCUGAACAGGUCAGUGUGCUGGAGAAUUUGUUGACUACUUGCACCACCGCCUACCAAAAGAUCUCUGUUUUGCUGAUGUUGAUUCCUAUCCGUUUUGAUCUGACUUCUUCUGGCAGCAUCAUGCCUUUAGCCACCUGGCAAGCCAUCGACGCCGAUAUCCGUGCUCUGUUCGAGGUUUUGGAGGCUAACGCUGAUGAGUAUAUGGUUAUUGAGUCUGCUACUGAGCCCGAGGAUCUCGAGAUGGGCCCCGAGCCCGAUGUCAACGGUAUCAAGCGUAUCCCUGGUUCUGUCAGCGCCUUGAUUGAGCGUCUUGACGAUGAACACACCCGCGCUCUUCAAGUCAUUGACCCUCACACUACCGAGUACAUCGACAGACUGCGUGAUGAAACCAAAUUGUACGACCUGUUUUUGCGUGCCCAGGCUCAUACUGAGCGCAACCUCGCUCGUCUCAACACACCUCUUGCCGAGUCUGAGUCUCUUUGCCGGCUGCUGGUCCGCCGGGUCGACCACAUUUAUUACAAGCCUACUAGUGCUAUUGUCACUAAUGAGGUUGAGGCAUGGGCUCGUGUUCCCAAGGACCUCGAUUCCAAGAUUACUCCCCGUAUCACCUCCGCCCCUGCCGAUGAGAAGGAGUACACCAUCACUGUAGUGAACCAGAUGUGCUCUGUACUUUACAAGCAGGCCAACACCACGUUCCGAGCCCGUGCCAUGCUCGCAGUGAUUUAUCAUUAUGCCCUCAACGAUUACUACUAUAAGGCCCGCGAUCUGCUGUUGAUGUCACAUCUACAGUCUUCCAUUUCAAGCGCAGAGCCCUUGGUCCAGGUCCUCUUCAACCGUGCCCUUGUACAGGUCGGUCUGUGUGCUUUCCGUGUUGGCUUGAUCCCCGAGGCAAUGCAGUCUCUCCACGAAAUCUGCUCCUCGUCUCGUCUUAAGGAGCUCCUUGGUCAGGGUCCCGUCAAGCACGGUGGUGCCGUCGCCCAGCAGGAUCGUCAACAACUCCUUCCUUUCCACAUGCAUAUCAAUGUCGAGCUCAUUGAGUGUGUCUACCUCACAAGCUCAAUGCUUAUUGAGGUUCCAUAUCUGGCCAGCUUGCGCAACUCUGCCGACUUGAAGAAAAAGAUCAUCUCCAAGCCUUUCCGUCGUAUGCUCGAUUAUCAAAGCCGCCAGGUGUUCAGCGGUCCUUCGGAGAAUACUCGUGAUCAUAUCAUCCAGGCAGCAAAAGCUUUGCAGUCUGGUGACUGGAAAAGUGCCAGUGAGCUGCUCGGCUCGAUCAAGAUCUGGAAUCUGUUGGCCGACUCGGAAAAGAUCAAAAACAUGCUUCGCAGCAAGCUCCAGGUUGAGGGCCUGCGUACUUACUUGUUGACUUACGGUACCUCUUACGGAUCCCUUGCUCUUUCCUUCCUUGAGAUCAUGUUCCAGCUGCCUAUCGCACAGAUCCGCUCGCUGGUUACUAAAAUGAUUGCUAAUGAUGAGAUCACUGCUGCGCUUGAUGACUCCGAUAACUAUGUUGUUUUCCGUGCUGCGGAUCUCACUAAACUUCAGGUUCUUUCCCAAGCCCUUGCUGAGCGGGCUGUCAGUUUAGCCGAGCGUAACGAGCGCCUCGCUGGUGACGGUCACGGCCCUGAACAGACCAAGAAAGUCUCCAACCGUAAGCCUGUUCGCGCCUAA
Messenger RNA from Wickerhamiella sorbophila, 2436 nucleotides. Its product is annotated as Eukaryotic translation initiation factor 3 subunit C. The transcript has a single exon. The coding region runs from base 1 to 2436 and encodes 811 amino acids. Gene Ontology annotation, biological process: translational initiation. Gene Ontology annotation, molecular function: translation initiation factor activity; translation initiation factor binding; RNA binding. Gene Ontology annotation, cellular component: eukaryotic translation initiation factor 3 complex. Lineage: Eukaryota; Fungi; Ascomycota; Dipodascomycetes; Dipodascales; Trichomonascaceae. The record is from RefSeq and is a predicted model, not a curated record.